CAGCCUUAGAAAAAGCACCCACCCAGGAGAAACUGGAGAGAUCUAUGCAACUGGCAGCCUCCCAGUGAACCUCCCAGUGAAGUGAAUUGUUUUGAGCCUGAGGCUCCAGCCAAUAUGAAAGUGCCUCUUCAAACCAUCAUCUGUGGGUGUGUUCUAGCCACAGUUCUACCGCUGGUGAAAGGCACCGUUCUACCGCUGGUGAAAGGCACAGUUCUACCGCUGGUGAAAGGCACCGUUCUACCGCUGGUGAAAGGCACCGUUCUACCGCUGGUGAAAGGCACCAAAGUUGACCUCAACACCAACAUGAAAAAGAGAUUUAGAGUCUGGUUACAGAGCCGCACAAGAGCAGAUUUCCAAAGCAGCUCUGCAGUGGACUCAGGGAUCCUCAGUGGACCAGGGCAGAGAGAGGAGACAGACCCCUCACUAUUUCAUUCCAGGUCCAGAAGAUCCAUUGUGACCUCAGUGAAAAGACCAGGCUGUUCUCUGGGAACAUGCAGCCUGCAUGACCUGGCCCAUCGGCUACACAUCCUCAACAACAAGUUAAAGGUCAACAGAGCCCCGGAGGACAAGAUCAGCUCACAGGGUUACGGUCGCCGCCGCAGGUCGCCACAGUCACUCCCACAGCGCUAUGCAAUGCUAAGUCUCCAAGCAGGCAGAGUGAGACUGGACUGCAGCAGAGAGUGCAGCCAAGGACUCCACCUACAGGCCAUCCCUCUCAGACAAACUUGAGAUGGGCAGAGAACAGGAAGUGGAGUGUCGAUGUAGCGAAUGUCAUGCACUUUUUUUAUGUUUCGGGCUGGCUGAGAUAUUACUGAGGUCCUAUUCCUGCGCAUUCCUUUCCUGCGUGGGGAAAAGGAUGGACAAGGUCAAUGGAGCAGGAAACAAAUUUCACGCCACUGGAUGGAAGACAGAGAGAGCAAGAAGGGGUGUGUGUGUGUGUGUG
Messenger RNA from Salmo salar (Atlantic salmon), 943 nucleotides. RefSeq lists its product as uncharacterized. Gene Ontology annotation, molecular function: adrenomedullin receptor binding; hormone activity. NCBI's taxonomy places the organism in Eukaryota, Metazoa, Chordata, Actinopteri, Salmoniformes, Salmonidae. Gene Ontology annotation, cellular component: extracellular region. The record is from RefSeq and is a predicted model, not a curated record. Gene Ontology annotation, biological process: adrenomedullin receptor signaling pathway; regulation of systemic arterial blood pressure; positive regulation of heart rate.